Messenger RNA from Botrytis byssoidea, 1161 nucleotides. RefSeq lists its product as uncharacterized. The coding region runs from base 1 to 1161 and encodes 386 amino acids. Gene Ontology annotation, molecular function: SNAP receptor activity; SNARE binding. NCBI's taxonomy places the organism in Eukaryota, Fungi, Ascomycota, Leotiomycetes, Helotiales, Sclerotiniaceae. Gene Ontology annotation, biological process: exocytosis; intracellular protein transport; vesicle fusion. Gene Ontology annotation, cellular component: endomembrane system; plasma membrane; SNARE complex. The record is from RefSeq and is a predicted model, not a curated record. The transcript is spliced from 4 exons.
AUGUCACAGUACGGAAACGGAUAUGGAAACAGCGGGGCAAACCCGUAUGCUCAACAAGCAUCGCCAGGCUACCCUCAAUCACCUCAAUACGACAAUGGAGGAGCAAUGGGACGAGACUCUUAUGGUGGACAAAAUGUAGAGAUGUCAUCUUUAGCUCAAAAUGGAAGUGCACCCGGAGAGCAAGCCGAUCCAAACUUCAUUCUCAACUCAUGUCGCGACAUCGACUACCGAAUUGAAGCGACUUCUUCCUUCGUUACCCGGCUGCAAACACUGAGAAACAGAGUAGGGAGUGAGCUUGACCAAGGGACAAUCGCCAGAGACCUCGCAAACAUUGCAUCCGAGUCGAGUGUUGCAUUCAAGAGUCUCAUCAAUGAAAUAUCCAGCCUCAAGAGAAUGCCCGAGUCAGGAAGUCCAAGGAAUCAACCACAAAUUGGCAGAGUCCAACGUAAACUUAAGGGACAAAUGGAGCAAUACAAGGCGAAAGAGAUGGAAUUCGAACAUGCAGUGCGAGACCAGAUGAGACGAGAGUAUAGAAUUGUCAAUGCCGAUGCCACAGAAGAAGAAGUCAACGCUGCUGUUCCCAAUGCAGAGCCUCAGCAAAUGUUUCAACAAGCUUUAAUGACUAGCAAUAGACAAGGACAAGCUAAUACAACUUUGAACGCUGUCCGACAACGAAACGAGGCCAUCAAGAAGAUUGAGAGAGAUAUCAUAGAAAUCGCCGAAUUGUUCUCAGAGAUGGAGAACUUGGUUGUACAACAAGAAGCUGCUGUAGUUAACAUCGAAAUGAAGGGCGAAGAAGUUGUCGAGAAUAUGGAUAAGGGAGUUCAACAAAUGGACACGGCAAUUGUCAGUGCGAGAUCAAGAAACAGAAAGAAGUGGUAUUGCUUAGGUCUUGUUGUUAUCAUUGUUGCCAUUAUCGCAAUCGUCUUAGCUGUACACUUCACCAGUGGCAAAUCAGACGACAAUGCCAAAACUACUACCAAGAGAGCGGUUAUUCCAGGUACCGACUUCACUACAUCAGACAGACUUGUCGUACCAGGAGCGAGCUUUGUAGAAUCAAGAAUGGUGGUCGCAGGCAAGGAAUGGAGCGAAGAAAAGGCAGUUGUCCCAGGUGCGGAUUUCACACCUGUGGUAAGAAAGUGGAAGAAAUUCAUCGCAUGA